Molecule: messenger RNA, 255 nt
Organism: Priceomyces carsonii
Lineage: Eukaryota; Fungi; Ascomycota; Pichiomycetes; Serinales; Debaryomycetaceae
Product: mitochondrial 54S ribosomal protein bL36m
Exons: 1
Coding region: 1-255 (84 amino acids)
Biological process (GO): translation
Cellular component (GO): ribosome; mitochondrial large ribosomal subunit
Molecular function (GO): structural constituent of ribosome
Source: RefSeq, a predicted model, not a curated record
AUGCUUGGAGUUAUAUCUGCUACUAGCAGGCAGAUAAGGAGAGUGUUGGUGACACCAAGUUUCUCAAGGAUAGUUCCCAUAACAGGAAAUGCACAGUACUGGUCUUCAUUAUUUCAACCGUUGAUCUUUAACAGGGGAUUCAAGGUAAGAACAUCCGUUAAAAAGUUUUGCAAAGAUUGCUAUAUGGUAAGAAGGAAGGGUAGAGUUUACGUGUACUGUAAGUCAAAUGGAAAGCAUAAGCAAAGACAAGGUUAG